AUGCCUUCAGAAGAUUCAAAACCGGUGAAGAAAGUGGAAGUUCAAGAUGAAGAUGAAGAACAGAGCAUAGCAUCAGCUUUUGGAAACCGCAAGAAGAAAUCAGCCAAUAACAACAAUGACACCCCAAAAUCCCAGAAUAAAGUCAAAAAAGAAGAAAAAAAACUGAAAAAAGAACAAGAUAAUGACGAAUUUGAGGAGCCCAUCUCGAAAAAGACAACCAAGAAAGCUGACAGCAAGGGACAGCAAAAGAAGAAGAAAAAUGAAGACGAGGAGAAGAAAAGGGAGGCCAAAGCAAGUGACAAAGAUGCUAAGAAAAGGGAAAGGAAAGUGUAUGAUUUGCCUGGUCAAAAGAGAGAUUCUCCCGAGGAAAGAGACCCAUUGAGAAUUUUCUACGAGACUCUGUAUAAUCAAGUGCCCUCUAGUGAGAUGGCCGCAAUUUGGAUGAUGGAGUCUGGUUUACUUCCAAAGGAGGAGGCGAAGAAAGUUUUCGAGAAAAAACAGAAAAAGGCCCGGCAGCAAAGGCUCAGUUCUCCAAUGAAGUCUGUCGUCACAGUUAAGAAGAAAGCUGAAUCAGUCACUGUUAAGAAAAAAUCAUCAACAUCUCCCGUCUCAACACAGAAAAAGAAGACACCCGAUUCUAAAGCUGCUUCAAAGCAGUCAAAGAAGCGCAAGAGCCACGAUGGCUCUUCUGAAGAUGACUGGGACGAUGACUUGGAUGCUAAAAAAUCAAAGAAACAGAGAGCAUCUUAG
Molecule: messenger RNA, 750 nt
Organism: Fraxinus pennsylvanica
Lineage: Eukaryota; Viridiplantae; Streptophyta; Magnoliopsida; Lamiales; Oleaceae
Source: the annotation of a GenBank genome assembly